AUGCUCAGGCGGGCGCGUUGGGGGGCUCUCUCCGUGGUGCUGAUCCUGCUCUGGGGCUCUCCGCCCGCCGCCCUGGCCUGUCCUCACCCCUGCGCUUGCUAUGUUCCCAGCGAGGUCCACUGCACCUUCAGAUCCUUGGCCGCUGUGCCCGCAGGGAUUGCAAAGCACGUGGAGAGGAUCAACUUGGGGUUUAAUAGUAUACAGGCUCUGUCGGAAACCUCAUUUGCAGGACUGACCAAGUUGGAACUACUUAUGAUUCAUGGCAAUGACAUUCCAAGCAUUCCUGAUGGGGCUUUAAGGGACCUCAGCUCCCUGCAGGUUUUCAAGUUCAGCUACAACAAGCUAAGGGUGAUCACGGGGCGGACCCUCCAAGGGCUCUUGAGCUUAAUGCGGCUGCACGUUGACCACAACAAGAUCGAGUUCAUCCAUCCACAAGCGUUCAGCGGGUUGACGUCCCUGAGGCUUCUCCACCUAGAGGGGAACCUUCUCCACCAGCUGCACCCCAGCACCUUCUCUACCUUUACUUUCCUGGAUUAUUUCAGGCUCUCCACCAUCCGACACCUCUACCUGGCUGAGAACAGGAUCCGAACUCUGCCCACGGGCAUGCUUCAAAACAUGCCGCUGCUGGAGAACCUCUACCUGCAGGGGAAUCCGUGGUCCUGCGACUGUGACAUGCAGUGGUUUCUGGAAUGGGAUGCUAGGUCCAGAGGGGUUCUGAAGUGUAAGAAGGACAAAGCUUAUGAAGGCGGUCAGUUGUGUGCCAUGUGUUCCAGUCCCAAGAAGCUGUACAAGCAAGAGAUUCACAAGUUGAAUGACAUUGCUUGCCUGAAGCCUUCCAUUGAGUCUCCUCUGAGACAGAACAAGAGCAGAAGCAGUGAAGAGGAGCAGGAAGAAGAGGAGGAUGGUGACAGCCAGCUUGUUUUGGAGAAGUUCCAACUCCCCCUGUGGAAUAUCUCUUUGAAUAUGACCGACGAGCAUGGGAACAUGGUCAACUUGGUCUGUGACAUCAAGAAACCAACAGAUGUGUACAGACUUCACCUGAACCAGACGGAUCCUCCAGAGAUCAGUAUCAAUGCAACAGUCGCCUUGGACUUUGAGUGUCCGAUGACUCGGGAAAACUAUGAAAAGCUGUGGAAGCUGAUAGCGUAUUACAGCGAAGUCCCUGUGAAGCUGCACCGAGAACUUAUGCUCAGCAAAGACCCCAGAGUCAGUUACCAGUACCGGCAAGACAUUGAUGAUGAUGCCCUUUACUACACUGGCGUCAGAGCCCAGAUCCUUGCAGAACCAGAAUGGGUCAUGCAGCCAUCCAUAGACAUCCAGCUGAAUCGACGUCAGAGCACAGCCAAGAAGGUCCUGCUCUCCUAUUAUGCUGAGCACUCUCUAACUUUAUCUUCCAAAGACACAAGCCAGGCUCGGAGCAGAAGCUGGGUGAUGAUUGAGCCCAGCACGGCAGUGCAGAGAGCUGAGACCAUCCUGGAAGGGGGUUCAUGCCAGCUGAGUUGCAAUGUGAAAGCUUCUGAGAGCCCAUCUAUCUUCUGGGUGCUCCCGGAUGGUUCCAUUCUGAAAGCUCCUAUGGAUGAUCGGGAGGGCAAGUUCUCUAUCCUCAGCAGUGGCUGGCUGAAAAUUAAAUCCAUGGAGCCUUCUGACUCAGGCUUGUACCAGUGCAUUGCACAGGUCAGGGAUGAAACAGAUCAGAUGAUGUACAGGGUUUUUGUGCAGUCUCCUUCCACUCAGCCCUCACUGGAGAGAGAUCUGAUGACAAUUCACAAGGACCCGGGGGAGUCUGUGAUGCUGCCUUGCAGUGCCUUGGCAAUACCCGAAGCCCACCUCAGCUGGAUCCUCCCAAACAGAAGGAUAGUUAACAAUUUGGCUAACAUGUCACAUGUGUACAUGCUGGCAGAUGGAACUCUGUCCAUCCCAGAGGUCCAAGUCAGUGAUGGCGGUUACUAUAGAUGUGUGGCUGUCAACCAACAAGGGGCAGACCAUUUUACAGUGGGAAUUACAGUGCAUAAGAAAGGACCCGGCAGGUCUUCCAAAAGAGGCCGACGUCCUGGCGCAAAGUCUCUUUCCAGAGUGAGAGAAGACAUUGUGGAGGAUGAAGGGGGCUCUGGCAUGGGAGAGGGAAAGACUUCAAGGAGAGUUCUGCAUCCGAAGGACCAAGAAGCACUCAUCAAAACAAAGGAUGAGGCCAUCCUUGGAGACAAGAAAGUCAGGAAAGGAAGAAGGAAACAGAAACUCUGGAAGCAUUCUGAAAAAGAACCGGAGACCAAUGUCGCAGAAGGCCGCAGAGUGUUUGAGUCCAGACGGAGGAUAAACAUGGCGAACAAGCAGAUUAAUCCAGAGCGUUGGGCCGAUAUUUUAGCCAGAGUCCGUGGGAAAAAUCUCCCCAAGGGCACAGAAGUGCCCCAGGCCAUUCAAACUACCACUCUUCCAUCCAUGCAUCUAGAAGUAACACCUCUCUCACCAGCUGUGUCUCCCCUCUCAGCAGCACCUGUGCAGGCAGCAGCCAGUGCUGAAGAGUCCUCAGCAGAUAUGUCUUUAUUUGGUGAGGAAGAGCAGGUUUUGAGUACCAUGUCUUUAGCCAGGAUGGGACUAGAACACAACCACAAUGAAGUCAUUCUUUCUGAACCCAAAGUAGCAGAUGUGCCCCCAGAAGAUGUUAUUGAGGAUGAGUUUUCUGAGAAGACUGAGGAGAUAAUUUCCACUGAAGGGGCCACGAAGUGGGUUGAAACCCCGACACUGAUAUCUGAACCUUAUGAAUCUUCUCCCACUCUACAGACCCUGGACACCAUCUAUGAAGAGCCCACCGAGGAAGAGACAGCAACAGGGCAUUGGCUUACAACAGAUGUUGGAUCUGUGCCAGAGCCUACAUCAAAUGAGUAUGAGCCUCCAUUGGAUGCUACCUCCUUUACUGAGUCUGAAACUGUGCAAUACGUUUACCCAGAUUUGGAGACUAAUUCAUACCCAGAUGAGGCUAAGAUGAAAGAACAGACCUCUGUCCACUUUUUUCCAACCCCUACUGCAUGGGUUGCUGACUCCAGUACUUCUGAGACAUUGGACAAUCCCACUUUAGGGAAAGCAGGUGUCCCAGCUCAAUCACAUCUACAAGGACACACAGACAACAUCCAGCUUCUGAAAAGUGAUUUAAGCACUCAAGGUAACACACUGAAUAAAAAGAAGAUAAAGGGUAAAUCUCGGACAGCACAGGAAGGAGAUAUGUUAGAAAGACACCUCACAAACUCUAGAAAUUCUCAGAGUGAGGGGCAGGAUAUCACUUCUAUCACUGUACCUGAUUCCUCACUGGGAGGGAUGAACAAUGUCUCUCCAUUUAAGCCGCCUAGGGAAACCACACUUGGCACCCUGUUGGCCAAAGACACCAUGAUGGCAACAGUGACAACACCAGGCCAGAAGAUGGGUUCACCAUCAGUUCCAGUCACUCACUCUUCUCGAAGAAGACCCAAUGGAAGGAGGAGAUUACGCCCCCACAAAUUCCACCACCAGCAUAAGCAAACCCCAACAACUCUUACCCCAAUAGAGACUUUUUCUACUAAACCAACUCAAGCAUCUGAAAUUAAGAUUCCAAAACAAGUGGAGAGUUUGCUGGCUCCUACAUCUUCUGUUGAUAACACAGUGAAUAUCCCCAAACGUCUGGAAAUAAAGAAGGAUGCACAGCCUGUGUCCAAGGGAACCCCACGAAGGAAACAUGGAAGGAAGCCAAACAAGCAUCGACAUACCACUUCUACAGAGAGCUCAAAAGCAUCUGUAUCCAUGCCCAGUGUAUCAUCAGAAAAUAAACAUCACAGUGGUAUUACUCCCAGUUCAGAAACUAUUCUUUUGUCUAGAACUGUUUCUCUGAAAAUGGAAGACUCAUAUAACAUCACCAGAGUGGAGGAUUAUACAACUACCACAAAAAUAAGAUCACCUCACCCUAAAAUCCAAGAGACACUUUCAGUCACACAUACACCCAUAUCAGAUGGGAAAGAAAUUAAGGAUGAUAGUCUCACAGAUGUCAACAACUAUAAAAUUGAUACUUUAGUACCCAUAGAGUCAAUCACUAGUGUUGUAUCAACUUCUGAGUCCUCAGUCUCCACUGUGGAAGAAUUUAAGGAAGAAUUCUCUUCUUUGGGCUUUCCAGAAUCGCCAACCUGGAGCCCUUCAAGGACUUCUGAGCUUGGGAGACUGCAAACAGACAUAUCUGUCACCAGUUUUGGGAAAAACCUUGUUCUUAAAGGGCUGGAAGAUAUGGAUUUUACUUCUGAGUUUUCACCUUCUGUGACGGUCUCCACACCACUUCAAUGGGAAGAAAUUGGUGCUCUGACAACUCUCUCAAGCAUAAAAAAAGAGCCGUCUUCAAGUCACGCAGAUACCACCACUCAUGUUCAAGAACAUCAUAAAACCACUAUUGCUCUUCUCUCUUCUGAAACCAGACCACAGAAUCACAUCUCUACUCCUGCUCUGGCGGAAGAACCAGCCUCCCCCUUCUCACCCACGACUCUUAUGGUUUUGGCAGAAACUACCACUGAGCCAGCACUUCUGAGUUCAAGAACCUCUCUGACGUUUACAGAUCCCAAGGAAAAUGUUUUCUUGAAUUAUGUGGGGAACCCAGAAACCAAAGCACCCCCAAUGGACAGUGAAUUGACUCAGCACACAUUGAGGCCAAAUGAAUUAUCUACUCCCACUUUCUACCAGAAUGCAUUUAACUUGUCCCCAAAUCAGGCGUUGGGAAAGGAAGUGUUUGAUGGUAGGAGCAAAAAUAGUCUACCACAUGGUCCAGAUAGUCAACACCUGGAUGGAAGAGUCCACCCUUCUCAUCAACCCACCAGAGUCCUUGCCAAACCUGUCCCACCAAAGGGAACAGUGAGACCACCUGAUGUGGCCAUACAAAGCCCCUUUAGAUAUUUUGUAACCUUCCAGCCACCCCAUCACCUGACCAACAAACCAGAAGUAACUGCAUAUCCUUCAAGGGCUUUGCCGGGGAACGAACACUUGACGACUCCAAGAUUAUCAAGUACCACAACUCCUCUUCCAUUGCACAUGUCUAAACCUGGCAUUCCUGGUAAGUUUCCCGACCCAAGAACUGACCAGUUCAAUGACUACUCCAAAGUGCGUGGAAAUAAUGAUCUCCCUGAGCCAAGACACCCAGUUAGCAAACUUCCAAGUUCAAGAACGCCUCAUUAUUCCAGCGGAAGAUUCCCUUUCUUCAUCAACAGGACUCUUUCUUUCCCACAGUUGGGAGUCACUCAGAAGCCCCAGACAUCCAGCUCUCCCACCCCAGUGACAAGGGAGAGAAAGGUCAACCCAGGUCCCUACAAUAGGAUAAAUUCCCAGGGCAUCUUUCACAUGGACUUUGGCCCUCCGGCACCUCCAGUAUUGCACUCUCCCCGGACCACGAUGUCACCCUCCACUAACUUACAGAAUAUCCCCCUGAUCACUUCCACCCGGAGCUCUAUCUCCUUUGUGACGUCCUCCGCCCAGUCCUCAGUAGGCUUCCACCAGAGCAGCUCAAAGUUUUUUGCUGGAGGACCGCCUGCAUCCAAGUUCUGGACCCUUGGGGAAAAGCCGCAGAUCAUCACAAAAUCCCCACAGACCGUGUCCGUCACUGCUGAGACAGAUGCUGUGUUCCCAUGUGAGGCAACAGGGAAACCCAAGCCUUUUGUUACUUGGACAAAGGUUUCCACAGGAGCUCUCAUGACUCCUAAUACCAGGAUCCAACGCUUUGAGGUCCUUAAAAAUGGCACACUGAUCAUUCGGAAGGUCCAGGUCCAGGACCGGGGCCAGUACGUGUGCACAGCCAGCAACCUGCAUGGCCUGGACCGGAUGGCACUCCUGCUUUCGGUCUCCGUGCAGCAGCCUCAGAUCCUGGCCUCCCACUACCAGGAUGUCACCGUCUACCUGGGCGACACCAUCACCAUGGAGUGUCUGGCCAAGGGGACUCCGGCCCCCCAGAUCUCCUGGCUCUUCCCAGAUGGGAGGGUGUGGCAUGCCGUGUCCCCCAUGGAGGGCCGCGUUACUCUGCACGAAAACCGGACGCUGUCCAUCAAGGAGGCCUCCUUCUCAGACAGAGGAGUCUACAAGUGUGUGGCCAGCAAUGCAGCUGGUGCGGACAGCCUGGCCAUCCGCCUGCACGUGGCAGCACUGCCCCCUGUCAUCCAGCAGGAGAAAUCGGAGAAUAUCUCACUGCCCCCGGGCCUGAGCAUCCACGUCCACUGCACGGCCAAGGCUGCACCGCCGCCCAGCCUGCGCUGGGUGUUGGCCGAUGGCACCCAGGUGCGCCCAUCGCAGUUUCUGCACGGGAACCUGUUCGUCUUCCCCAAUGGGACCCUCUAUAUCCGCAACCUGGCGCCCAAGGACAGCGGCCGCUAUGACUGCGUGGCCGCUAACCUGGUGGGCUCGGCACGCAGGACCGUGCAGCUGGCUGUGCAGCGCACUGCAGCCAAUGCGCGCAUCACCGGCACCUCAGCACGCAGCACAGACGUCAGGUAUGGGGGGACCCUGCGGCUGGACUGUAGCGCCUCGGGGGACCCCUGGCCACGCAUCCUCUGGAGGUUGCCAUCCAAGCGGGUGGUUGACGUGCUCUUCAGCUUUGACAGCAGAGUCAAGGCGUUUGCCAAUGGGACCCUGGUGGUGAAGUCAGUGACAGACAAAGAUGCCGGAGACUACCUAUGUGUGGCCCGGAAUAAGGUCGGUGAUGAUUAUGUCAUGCUCAAGGUGAAUGUGGUGAUGAAACCAGCCAAGAUAGAGCACAAAGAAGACAAUGACCACAGGGUCUUUUAUGGGGGCGACCUGAAAGUUGAUUGCGUGGCCACUGGCCUGCCCAACCCAGAGAUCUCAUGGAGCCUCCCGGAUGGGAGUCUGGUCAACUCCUUGAUGCAAUCGGAUGACAGUGGUGGCCGUACCAAGCGCUACGUGGUCUUCAACAAUGGGACACUGUACUUCAACGAGGUGGGGAUGAGGGAGGCUGGAGAUUACACCUGCUUCGCCGAAAACCAGGUCGGCAAGGACGAGAUGCGAGUGCAUGUCAAGGUGGUCACUGAGCCUGCAGCCAUCCGGAACAAGACAUACCUGGUGGUCCAUGUCCCCUAUGGUGAUGUGGUCACCGUAACCUGCGAUGCCAAGGGUGAGCCCACGCCCACGGUGAUGUGGCUGUCCCCGACCAACAGACUGAUCCCUGCAUCCUCCGAGAAGUACCAGAUCUAUGAAGAUGGCACCCUCCUCAUCCAGAAAGCCCAGCGCUCGGACAGCGGCAACUAUACCUGCCUGGUCAGGAACAAUGCUGGGGAGGACCGGAAAACGGUGUGGGUUCAUGUUAAUGUCCAGCCUCCCCAGAUCAACGGGAACCCCAAUGCCAUCACCACAGUGCGCGAGGUGGCGGCUGGGGGCAGUCGCAAAAUCAUCGACUGCCAAGUUGAGGGUGUUCCUCCCCCAAGGGUGCUGUGGGCCUUUCCGGAAGGUGUGGUCCUGCCCGCACCAUACUACGGAAACCGGGUAACUAUCCAUGCCAAUGGCACGUUGGACAUCAGGAGCCUGAGGAAGAGUGACUCAGUGCAGCUGGCGUGCAUCGGUCGCAAUGAGGGUGGGGAGGCCAGGCUGAUCGUGCAGCUGACCGUGCUGGACCCCAUGGAGAAGCCCGUGUUCCAUGACCCCGUGAACGAGAAAAUCACGGCUGCAGCUGGUCACACCAUCAGUCUCAACUGCUCUGCGUCUGGGGCCCCCUCACCCACCCUGCUGUGGGUCCUUCCCAAUGGCACAGAGCUUCAGCCCAGCCGGCGGCUACAUCGUUUCUUCCACAAGGCCGAUGGCCGGCUGCACAUCAGUGGCCUGUCCUCAGGGGAUGCUGGAGCUUACCGCUGCGUGGCCCGGAAUGCCGCUGGCCACACAGAGAGGUUGGUGUCACUGAAGGUGGGGCUGAGACCCGACGUGAGCAACCAGUACCGCAACCUGGUGAGCAUCAUCAAUGGGGAGACACUGAACCUGCCCUGCACUCCCCCAGGGGCCCGGCGAGGACAUCUGUCCUGGACACUGCCCAACGGCGUGGUCCUGGAGGGCACUCAGGCCUUGGGACGCUUCUCCCUCCUGGAGAACGGGACCCUCACAGUGCGCGAGGCCUCCGUGUUCGACCGGGGUACAUACGCCUGCAGGGUGGACACAGACUACGGCCCUUGGGUCACCAGCAUUCCAGUCAUUGUGAUAGCAUAUCCCCCCAGGAUCACCAGCGAGCCCACUCCAGUCAUCUACACACGGCCUGGGAACACAGUGAAGAUGAACUGCAUGGCCAUGGGCAUUCCCAAAGCUGAGAUCACCUGGGAGCUGCCUGACAAGUCACAUCUGAUGGCAGGCGCCCAGGCCCGUCUUUAUGGAAACAGAUUCCUUCACCCUCAAGGGUCACUGACCAUCCAGCAUGCCACCCCGAGGGAUGCCGGCUUCUACAAGUGCACGGCUAGGAACAUUCUGGGCAGUGACUCCAAGACCACGUACAUCCAUGUCUUCUGAGAUGUCCCCUGGGGAACGCAGGUUC
Messenger RNA from Carlito syrichta (Philippine tarsier), 8515 nucleotides. It is a transcript of the gene MXRA5, whose product is annotated as matrix remodeling associated 5. The transcript is spliced from 6 exons. The record is from RefSeq and is a predicted model, not a curated record. Gene Ontology annotation, molecular function: protein binding. NCBI's taxonomy places the organism in Eukaryota, Metazoa, Chordata, Mammalia, Primates, Tarsiidae. Bases 1 to 8490 code for a protein of 2829 amino acids.